CGGACCAGCGAGCGUCUUUGAAAGGAUCUCAAUUUUUAACCGUCCCCAAAAGUAUUUGCUGUAACGUUUUUGCAUUUGGAAGUUAAAUUACGCUUCUCACACCAACACUAAAGUUGUUUGUAGGAGUAAAUUAUGCGGACAAGUCAAUCAGGUUUUGUCUUCAUAUCAAUUGUUGAAAUAUAGUGGAUGCCAUUUCGUGAAAAAACCAUAAUAAUUUGUUCACAUUCGCAAUCUCAUUAUUUUUGUGAAAAUUUUGUUCGCUCUGGAAGAAAUUUUGGAGAGCCAUUAUAAAAAAUUUUGGGGAAUCGGCACUUUAGGUUUUAUACCCAUAAUUUCUAACGACUACGGGAAAUUCAAGUCUUUGCCCAAAUGUCCCCAAAAUAUGGAGAUUAGGUUGUACUUUGUUCAUGUAAAAAUUGUCUGUCAGUUGUUAGUGUAUUGCUUUUUCAUCACAAAUAUUUUCAUGACAAAAUGUUUUUCGUUAUCCAGAGGAUUGUCCACAUACUUUAUUUCUAACGACAUCAUCUGAGUAAAACGGAAUGGGGUGUUUUACGUUUCUUGAAGUAUUUAUAGAAUCGUCUCCUCAAUGCAUGUGCAUUUACACAUCAAUAAUGAGUUUUCUUGUCCACAAUUGACCUGAUAACUUCAAAGCUAGUAAACUAGCCAAUUAGUAGACGUUUUUCUCUCAUCUAGUUAAAAAUUGUGGAAAACAAUAGAGGUUUUCUAGUUGCUUGUCAUUUUAGGUCUGAAAGGUCUUCCAAAAUCUGUCUCAAAUGGGUCCUAAAACUCAUGAGUAAUACUACUUGGCUACAUAACAUUUUAUCUCAAUAUUUUUAAUGCUUGUAAAUCUAAAUCAAGGAUAUUUAGAUGUCUGUCGGCAGGUUUAUCGAGAUUACUUCAUAUUUUGCCGACCAUAUGAGUCUAAUAGUGUACAGGUUACUGCAGUCGGCUGAAUAUCGGUUAUUUUUUCUGAGUAUCAGUGCUGAAAGAUAAAACAGCUGAUGAAAAAUCGUAAUUCAUCGUAACUACACAGAACAGUUUAGAACCAGAACGCUAAACAUUCUAUAUCUGUUUGUCAAAACAACUUCCGUAGUCACCGAUCCCUGUUUUGACCUCACAGCACUGUAAUUAUAACCAUUAAGUGGUUUUUUACAUUAGAUCUUAAUGAGUUUUUUUGGUGUUAAAGGAAAUAGACACGCAAUACUCCCUUACAUUCUGCCAAAGAAAAUAUGCCUAGCUCGUCAUUUAUCAAAAUUUCUUUUUCUUGUUACAAGUGUCUUUAACAUAUCCCACAAACAUUCAAUCGAUAUUCAUACAUAACAGAUACUGUAUCACUACCUUUCUGUCUCCUGAAUUAGAUGGAGAGAUUAUAAUUUAUGGGCAAACUAAUCAAAUUUAAGUUAAUAGGUCUUGAAUUUUAACACGAUUUUCAUUCAUCCACUUGGCUAAAUAGCAAUAUAGCUGAUGUCAGUUCAUAGUGAAAACUCUAAUUCAUAGAGUCAACGUCCAGCUGCAAAUCCUAAUUCGUCACACUAAUUUGUAACUUUUACUUAGUCCUAGUAAGCAGGCAUACACUCUCAAGGCCACUAGCAUCGCUUAAAGAACCUCAAUAUGUUAUAGUCUCACCCCGAAUUUUUCUCAAUCAUUUAUGCCGCUACUAUCACUUUAAUAUCCAUCUUCAUAGUUUCGUCUCGUUGUGCCAGUGGGUUUUAGGUACCUGGUCCGUUGUACAUGUGCCAAGCUCUGCGUUUCUUAUAUCCGACUGACUGUGACCAAAGCAAUCAAGUAAAGGUAGACUUAUUUCGGACCAGCGGUAACCCUAUGAUAUAAACCUUUACGUUAUAUAUAUAUAUAUAUAUAUAUAUAUAUAUAUAUAGCUGAAGUAAAUAUAUUUAAAAAUCUACGAUUGAGCUGCUAUAUACUAAAUAACAUCCUACUUUCACUUUUAUAUGUGCUGAGUUAUGGCUUUAACAUCGUCACGAAUACGAUUAUCACGCACCAAUUACUUUCUGUGUCAAAAAUAUAUCAUCUUUUGUCAAAAGUGUAAACUGACGGAGAUCAGUCCCAUUCGUGUACGUUUCGCACCAAGUCCUACAGGUUUUAUGCAUUUAGGCGGUUUACGUACUGCCUUAUUUAACAAGUUGUUUGCUGUAAAACAUUCGGGGAAAUUCAUACUACGUAUUGAAGAUACGGAUAAGUCCAGAGUUCAACCAUAUGCUAAGGACGAUAUUAUAGAGUCGCUUCACUGGGCUGGACUAACUCCUGACGAAAGUCCAACCACUAGUGGAAAUUAUGGCUCGUACAUUCAAUCAGAAAGAAGACCUCUGUACUUAUCUAUCGCUCAAAAGUUAAUUGAUGAAGGAUUUGCUUAUCGAUGCUUCUGCUCCUCAGAACGACUAGCUAUCUUACGCAAAGAACAAAAUCGUCGUAGGGAACCUCAACGUUAUGAUAAUCGUUGCCGUAAUUUGUCUCAAAGGGAAAUCGACGAAAACUUAGCUUCUUUACCAUAUGUUGUUCGAUUCAAGACUGAUAAUUCACCAAUAGAAGUAAAUGACAUCGUUUACGGAAGUUCUAUCUUCAAUCCACUUAAUUCUGAAGGAGAUUUUAUCAUUGUGAAAUCCGAUGGUAUGCCUGUUUACCAUUUGGCCAACGUAAUUGAUGAUCAUUAUAUGGAAAUCAGUCAUGUUAUUAGAGGAUUUGAAUGGCUUACUUCCACGCCUAAGCAUUUGAUGCUAUACAAAGCUUUAAAUUGGUCGCCUCCAAAGUAUGCACAUCUCCCUCUGUUGCUUUCCAGUUCAGGUGGUAAACUGUCUAAACGUAGUCCAGAAUUCUCUCUUAUCGGUAGUGUUCACAGUUUGCGUAAAGCUGGGUAUAUGCCGUCUGCUGUAUUGAAUUGGUUAACAGCCACUGGAGGUGGUGUCUGUCACGAUAAUUUUAACGAAAAAGGUAACUUUUCAUAUGAGUGGAGGCCUGAUUUUGAAUUCUCUGAAUUAGUUUCUCGAUUCGACUUAAGCAAUAUCAAUCGUCAUAACGCUCAUUUAUCAAUAGAUAUGUUAAAAAUAUGCGGUCAAUUUCAUUUUGAUAAAGCUGUAAACAAUGCAUUGGAUUAUUGUAUAAUGCAUCAAAAGCAAAGUAAUCAGACUACCUAUAAUACUCCGCAAAUACUAGAAACAAUUGAAGAAUAUCUGCAAUCAAAUGUAGAAAACCUGUCUAUUCGUGAAAGUCAAUCUGCUCAAAAUGAUUUACAUGUGUUGAAACGACUGCAUCUCUUGAAAUGUCGCGUUCACUGUUUAGAUGAUUUAGUCGACCCCAAUAAUGGUUUCUUAUUUAUGUGGAAGUCUCCAGAUUUACCUACUUGUGAAGAGGUGAUCAAUAAACGUUUUUUCAAAAUACCUUUACAAGAUAUACUCAGAUUGUUUGGAUUUUUUAUUGAAGAAAUGAAUCAUAUUCUUAAAAAAGAACAAGUGGAUGACAGCAUAGAUUUAAACUCCGAUGUGAUAACAAGUUCCCUUCAGAAUGUCUGCAAACGUUCAGGAGUUGAACGUAAAACUGUAUUGCACCUAAUCAGAUUAGGCCUUACAGGAUUCGAGGUAAGUGCUUAAAUGAUUCAGAGAAAUUUUCUGUAAAAAAGCCAACUUUUUACUGCUAGCGAGCAAUGUAAUACUGGAAGUGCAUUAGUUUUCCACCCAUAAUACUUAUCAUUCGAAAUUAUAUGCACUGUUUUUCGGGAUACGAACAUAAUAUUCUUCACCUUAAAGUAUAGUUACUAUCUUUUAUGUAACUCUAUGUAUACGCUAUUAGGAACUUUCUUAGAAGUUUUUGCCCACUUAUUUACCGAUGAGUCAGUAGUCUAAAAUUUGAUUGAAAUAUAGUGGUAACCAAAGGCAUGAAACGGUAAUUGAAGUGACCGAAUUCAUUAGGUGAUGAAAUGGUCGAGUAGUUUCAAUCUGGUGUUUAAAAAACAAAUUUUACGACCUACUUAGUGUAUUAAUCUGUGAAUUAUGUCGCAUAUAUCAACUUAUUGUUUUGUCCUAAGAGAGGUACCAGAAUAUCACACGACCCACCGAUAGUUGGCACUAUCAAUUUAUUAUCAUUGCGAGAGGUUUGACAUUAGCAAUAAGAAAUUAAUAUGUCAAUGAACGACACGCAGUUGAGUUUGGUGAGUAACAAUGUUUGCCCUAGAUCAUUCCAACGUAUAAAAUUUCUAGCAAUUGCCAUUGGUUCACAAUGUACAUUAUUACCUCUGAAUAUUCAGGUGGGGCCACCUGUGGUCGAACUUAUUCAGUUGUUGUCCAUACCAGAAGUGACUGAUCGAAUAAACAAUCUACAUAAUUUUCUAAUACGAAACUGUUCUUCUCAAUCUCAUGAAGCUUUGUAAACGUUCAUAGUUGGUUUUACUAUUUUUCUGAUCUGUAUAUUUAAUUGACUCCUAUUCUAAGAUCAAUAUAAUACUUCUUGAAUCUAACUGCCUUUCAUUGUUGAAUAUUCUCAUUAGAUAAUAACUCCGAAGUAUUUUUUACUAGGGUUAACGAAACAUCUACAUAAUUUAUUAUUAAUUUCUAAUGCACUGCUUGGUUUCCUCGCGCCUGUAGUAUCCUUGUAAGGAGUGUUGACUAUUAGAAAUGCUUCGAAAAAAGGAUAAAUAUUCAGCUAAUAUAUCAGAUUUUAGUCACAAUAUUACGGAGAAAGGAAGUUAAAAUAUCUAAUAAGAUAGAAAUAGACUUGGAGACUCCCGAUUUAGUCCUGGGAUAAACCGUGUGUGUUGAGAUGUUAAAAGUAUGUCUAUCAUUUAGGCGUUUGACUUCCAAUGUGUUAUAGACUUAAAUUCUGCCCUGAUUACCUGUCGGUUGGUAGUGUUAGGUCUAACGUAACAGACAAACCUGACCAGGUUUGUUGAGUUAAAUUAUACUAACUACUGGCUUCUUAAGGUCAAACACGCAGAUAAUUUUAUGGGUCAGUUGGAUUGCAAAACGUGUUUACUUUUUCGAACCAUGCUGAAUGGUAGAUGAAGAGAUGUCCACUAACACACUAAGAAGCACCAGAUUGAAGAUGCGUUAUUCUCAUAAAUCUAGAGAUUUUAAAGUAGUUUCAGUGAAUCCUACAUAGAUCGCAACUAUCAAGGUUAUUCAAGAACAUCAAAAGUGACCUAAGUAAGAUACUUAAUUUCUAAGGCAUUUGGGUUGUUUAUUUUAAUAUCUGCUGUACAACUGCGCAUCUUAGUCAAGAAAGCAGUACUUCGUCUUGUUCUUGUUUGAAAAACAGUAACAAACACGGUCCAUCUAUUUAAUAGACUUGAUUCUUGUGUUUUAGAUAAAAUAACGAAAAAUACCAAAUCUGUCGCCACCAUACAAAUAAACGUAAAUAAAACUGGAUCCAGUUUUACCUGGUUGACUACGUUAAUGAAGCCUUUGUUUUAUGGAAUCGUACAGCUUUGCUUAAUGUAAAGAACGGCAUUGUCAUUGGAAGCCGUAUAGAUUUUGUUUCAAUUACCUGGUAGCAUCCUUCUACUAAGUUAUUAUUCAACAAUCCUCAUAUUGAGCAUAAUUCUAAGGAAACCGUUUAUAUAAAUACUCAGUUGAUCA
Schistosoma rodhaini is the source of this 5582-nucleotide messenger RNA. Lineage: Eukaryota; Metazoa; Platyhelminthes; Trematoda; Strigeidida; Schistosomatidae. The record is from the annotation of a GenBank genome assembly.